This is a messenger RNA of Phaeoacremonium minimum UCRPA7, 633 nucleotides long. RefSeq names its product putative btb poz domain-containing protein. The coding region runs from base 1 to 633 and encodes 210 amino acids. The record is from RefSeq and is a predicted model, not a curated record. The transcript has a single exon. Lineage: Eukaryota; Fungi; Ascomycota; Sordariomycetes; Togniniales; Togniniaceae. Gene Ontology annotation, molecular function: protein binding.
AUGAGCGAAGAUCGCCGCGCCUCAGCAUCUCCUGAGCUGAUCAGAGCCUUCGACAUGGCCAGGCUAGGUCUCAGCAAUAUUGAGGACGUGCCCGACGUCACCGACGCGUGGCUGUUCGUGGUCCCAGACGGCGAUGUGAUCCUAGUUGUGGGAGAAGGCGGGGUGAAGCUGAGAGUUCACUCUCAGGCACUUCGCAACGCAUCGAAAGUGUUCGACGCCAUGUUCGGACCUCACUGGGCAGAGGGGCAAGACCUCUCCAAGGAGAACCCGAAGGAGAUCAGGCUCGAGGAGGACAACUGCGACGCGAUGUGGAGAAUCUGUUGCGUGAUUCACCAUCGCAACGACCUUCUUGAUCGUCCAAAGGCAAAAGAUGUCCUCGAGAUUGCUAUCACGGCGGACAAAUAUGACCUCGGCAAUGCUCUAAAGUUCGCGAGCAAGGAGUGGCUGAGUUUCGACAUCGAUCAUUCGGAGAGCACAGCAUUCCUUAUGGUCGCAGCAUUUCUUUUUCAAGACUCUCACGCCUUCCAUCGACAUGUCCAGACUCUUAUCCUAGAUCAUACUCAAUCAUAUUGGGAUCUUUUCAGAGGCAGUGAGAUCCAAGAACUCAUACCUUUCAAGGCUUUAUGUAGGUAA